AUGUUAAGCUAACUGAAGCAUUAGAAAAGGGAAAGUUUCAAUAUCUAAAAUGUUGUUUAAAUGAUUAGGCCAAGAUUUAUAUAUUUUAAGGGUUUUUUUAUUCUGUUUAAUUAGGAAUUAAAUGA
Messenger RNA from Paramecium primaurelia, 125 nucleotides. The record is from the annotation of a GenBank genome assembly. Lineage: Eukaryota; Ciliophora; Oligohymenophorea; Peniculida; Parameciidae.